This is a messenger RNA of Encephalitozoon intestinalis ATCC 50506, 1074 nucleotides long. Its product is annotated as putative rRNA pseudouridine synthase. Gene Ontology annotation, biological process: box H/ACA sno(s)RNA 3'-end processing; mRNA pseudouridine synthesis; snRNA pseudouridine synthesis. The record is from RefSeq and is a predicted model, not a curated record. Bases 1 to 1074 code for a protein of 357 amino acids. The transcript has a single exon. Lineage: Eukaryota; Fungi; Microsporidia; Unikaryonidae. Gene Ontology annotation, cellular component: box H/ACA snoRNP complex. Gene Ontology annotation, molecular function: pseudouridine synthase activity; RNA binding.
AUGACUGGGAGCUCUGGGCACCUCGGCAAGGAGACAAAAGAAGAUGAAGAGAAGGCCUGGGAUUUUCUUUUGACGGAUAUGGAUAAGAUGAUUGUAAAGACAAAUCAUUACACACCACUUGGAUGUGGAAGCAUGCCCUUAAACAGGAAGAUUGACGAGUACAUUAAGUAUGGGAUAAUCAAUUUGGACAAGUCGUCCAACCCAAGUUCGCACGAGGUUGUGACAUGGGUAAAAGAGAUUCUGAAGUGUGAGAAGACGGGGCAUAGCGGAACACUGGACCCCCAAGUGAGUGGAGUUCUGACGGUCUGUAUUGAUCGAGCAACCCGCCUGACAAAAAGCCAGCAAUCCCUAGGAAAAGAGUAUGUGUGUGUGAUUGAGUUUCUAGAGGAACCAAGUGAAGAAGGAUUUCGUAAAGCAGCCGAAAGGCUUGUAGGGUCUUUGUUCCAAAGGCCUCCUUUGAUGUGUGCAGUCAAAAGAGAACUAAGGAUAAGGAACAUCUACAGUAUCGACAUUCUCGAGUUUAACAAAGAGAGAAGGCUUGGUCUCUUCAGGGUGUCGUGCGAAGCUGGGACUUACGUCCGAACCCUCUGCAUGCAUAUGGGGAUACUAAUGGGGUGUGGAGCCGUGAUGAAAGGACUUCGAAGAACAAGAAGCGGGAGAAUCUCUGAAAAAGAUAUCUUUACACUGCAUGACCUACUUGAUGGAGUACACAUAUUCAAUUCCACAAAAGACGAAAGGGUGAUCAGAAGGGUGAUACGGCCUUUGGAAAGCCUUCUUGUGGGAUAUCCAAGGAUCAUGAUAAAAGACAGCUGUGUUAACGCCAUAUGUUAUGGAGCAAAGUUGAGUAUUACAGGAGUCCUCAGGUUUGACAGAAACAUCGAUGUUGGAAUGGACAUUGUGAUUGUUACAACGAAGGGAGAAGCUGUUGCUCUUGGAAUUGCUCUUGUCAGCAGCCCCGAGAUGAGCAUCAUCGACCAUGGGCUUGUAUGCAGAACCAAAAGAGUUAUUAUGGAAAAAGAUCUAUAUCCGAGGAGUUGGGGGUUUAAGAGCGAAUAUGAGAUACUUAGUGAAUAG